Molecule: messenger RNA, 6259 nt
Organism: Apis cerana (Asiatic honeybee)
Lineage: Eukaryota; Metazoa; Arthropoda; Insecta; Hymenoptera; Apidae
Gene: slgA
Product: proline dehydrogenase slgA
Cellular component (GO): mitochondrion
Molecular function (GO): FAD binding; proline dehydrogenase activity
Source: RefSeq, a predicted model, not a curated record
AUGAACAGCAAUCUGAACACACCUCUGCAACGAACCAAUCAGAGAACUAGUAUCUAUUGUUACGGUAUGGUAAUUGGGGCAACGUACAACAAUUGAAAUUCACUUAAUCGCAUUAUAUUUGUAACAAAAUAAAAAAGAAUCUCUUUUGAAAAAUUUAUAUGCUUUUUAAAGUUGCUUUUAAGCAAGUAUUUUGUAUAGAUUUUAUAUUACAAACAGUAUUGUCGGAAGAUAAGCGUUUGACUCGUACGUCGUUGGAUGUCUACAAGUACCCCACCUUGUGAUUCGGUCUAAACUUUGACGAGAUACCUCUAUUGGUAUUGGGGUCUCCGACUCGAUCGUGGCAAGUUGGAUUUACCCCGUUUGUCACUAAGAAAAUUGCCUUGCCCAAUUUACGUUUUAAAUUGAAACAUUUACGUAUUUCUGCCCAUUAGUUUUUUUCAGUGAAACUCAAAAGACAAAAAUUAUAGCGGUAGGCGGGUUGCGAAUUUUCUAAAUAGAGCGUCUCAUUGCUGACAUUUCUUACAUUAGACACGCGACGGCCAGGUAUGGCGUUUUUGAGAACGGUGCCGCGUUGCAGUGCCGGUAAAAAGUUAAGGAAGUGUUUACCACUUCCUAUUGGGUUUCUCGAGAACAUAACGAAGCCAUCGGUGCAGUUAGUGCAGGUGCACGAACGUGAAUACACCGGCACUACUACUGACGUGAAGCCGGCUCCACGGCAGAUUGAUCCUUUGGAUUUGAAGUUUAACGAUCCAAUUGCUGCUUUUAAAAGUAAAACCACGAAAGAACUGCUUCGUGCCUACGUCGUUUAUCAACUAUGUUCGAUCGAAUAUAUUGUCGAGAACAAUAUGAAGUUAAUGAAAUUUGCCAAGCAAAUACUUGGGGAGACACUUUUUACAAAAUUUAUGAGAGCAACUUUUUAUGGCCACUUUGUCGCCGGCGAAGACGAGCAGCAAAUCACUCCUGUCCUAGAUAGGUUACGGCAAUUCGGCGUGAAACCGAUUCUUGAUUAUUCCGUCGAAGAAGAUAUCUCGCAAGAGGAAGCGGAACGACGAGAAAUGCAAGGUUCUGUAUCAGAAGCUGGAGAUGAAAAAAGGGAAGGUCCAUUAAAAAAGUAUCAUGUCGCAAAACCAUUUGCGGAUCGUCGGUAUAAGGUAUCUUCGGCAAGAACAUACUUUUAUCUUAACGAAGCUAAUUGUGAACGAAAUAUGGACAUAUUCAUCAGAUGUCUCGAGUCUGUAGCUGGUGCUUCAAUGGGAGUUGGUUUUACCGCUGUUAAAUUAACUGCUCUUGGCCGUCCACAAUUAUUGCUUCAAUUAUCAGAAGUAAUUAUGCGAGCGCGACAAUAUAUGUCGGAUGUAGUUGGUGGUGAAGGCGCUGUUUUAACUCAUCAUGCUAAGCCAGAUGAUUUUAUGAAAAAAUUUGAGGAAGCACACAUCAAAGAUGAAGAAACAGUACAAAAAUUUUUACAAAAAAUUCAAUCGGAUAAAGAAGGAAAAUUCAUUUUCUUUUAUAGUGUCAUUCAUUUGUUCCCAUGGAGUGGUAUUCUAGAUGAGAACUACGAGCUCAGCGAAACGUUCCAAGUACCAGAUAUUAAAACAGGAAAGAUGGUUAGGCUUAUGUCACAGCUUACGUCCAAAGAAGAGGAAAUGUUCCGAAAUAUGAUAAGACGUCUCAAUAAUAUCGUCACGGUGGCCGAUAAAUUAGACGUACGUAUAAUGAUAGAUGCCGAACAAACGUAUUUCCAACCUGCGAUAUCGCGAUUAACGUUGGAGAUGAUGCGCAAGUACAAUACACGUAAGGCCGUGGUGUUCAAUACGUACCAGACAUACUUGCAAGAGGCUUUUAAUGAAGUGAAAACGGAUCUAGAACAGGCUGAACGUCAGAACUUCUACUUUGGUGCUAAACUCGUUCGAGGCGCGUACAUUGAACAGGAAAGAGCAAGAGCCGCAGCGAUGGGUUAUCCCGAUCCAACAAAUCCUACAUAUGAAGCUACAACUGAUUCUUAUCAUAGAACUUUAAUGGAAUGCUUAAGGCGGAUGAAACAAUACAAAGACAAAGGAGAGGAUCCAAAGAAAAUCGGAAUUAUGGUUGCAUCACAUAAUGAAGAUACAGUACGCUUUGCGAUAGAAAAAAUGAAGGAGAUAGGAAUCUCGCCAGAAGAUAAAGUGAUUUGUUUUGGCCAAUUGUUAGGAAUGUGUGACUACAUAACAUUUCCACUAGGUCAAUCUGGAUAUUCAGCAUAUAAAUAUAUUCCUUAUGGUCCAGUCAAAGAAGUAUUACCAUAUCUUUCUCGGCGUGCACAAGAAAACCGAGGUAUACUUAAAAAAAUUAGGAAAGAGAAACGUCUGUUAUUAACUGAAAUUAUGAGGCGUUUCGCGAGUGGGCAAAUAUUUUACAAACCGAAGGGAAAUUAUACUCCCGUCUGAGCAGCUGGUCGUUUCGUUUGCACAGACAGAUUUUAAGUAUCAAACUUAAGUAGUGAUUGUAAAUUAUUCAAAAGAAAAAAGACUAUGUGGUACGCAGAGCAAAUGCUCGCGCGUGAGAGUGAAUGGAAGAAAUAUGCAGUGUUAUUCAUUAUACAAAAUUGCCUUAGUGUGAAUAUUAUCAAGUGCAAACUGCUCAAUAUCGCACCAUGUGGUAGAACUAUGUUCAUUGCUCGUUAUGUGUAUGUUCAAUAUUAUAUUUGAAUAUGUUUUAUUUAAUGUAUAUUUUUUAAUACUGCUUUUUUUUUACAAAAAAAGAAAAUAAUUGGGGUACUUCGAGAAUUAGUAUAAAAUAAUCUUAUUAGCAAUGAUCUUUAAUAUUGAUCAUUUUUUUAUAAAUUGUUUCUACGAAGUAGCUUUAUAGCUCGAUAUAUUUCUAAUUAUAGAUCGAUAUAUUUCUAAUUAAAAAAAUAUACCUCCUUUGUCUGAAACUUACUAUAUUUUUGUGUUUUAUAUUUUAUUUAAGAAUCUCGUAGUGCGUGCGUGCACGAUUAUUUAUAGCGAAAGUGUUUGAAUAUAUGUUUAUAUACUUUAGUAUUGUUUACAUAUACAUAUAUUAUAUAUAUAUAUUAUAUAUAUAUAUAUAUAUUUCAUCAUUAUAUAUAUAUAUUAUAUAUGUAUAUAUAUGAUUUUUCAUAUGAAAGUAUAAACAAACAUAAAAUUAAAUCGAUAUAGCUCUAUUUAACUAAGUUAAAAUACUCGCGUGGAAUGAACAUUCGCUUCUAGUUUCAUAAUAUUUUGUGCGUAGUUACCAGAAACAGAUAUUACCAAAGUUGCUAGUAUUGGCAAAUUACGAGUCAUAAUGAAUUUCUGUUUAAUCAGAAAUAUUUGCUCAUUAUUCAAAAAAAGAAAAAAAAAAGAAAAAAAAAAGAAAAAGAAAUAAAAGAUAGAAAAAAAUUCUUCCGUAAUUUGUUAAUAAGUAAAUAUUUGGAAAUAUUUGGAAGAACAUUAUUAAAUUUCUGGUAUGGAUGAAUAAUAAUGUAAGAGCCAUUUUUAUUUGUGCAAUUACUACGCAUGUUAAGUAAUGUUGGACUGAACAAUGAUAAACUAUGAAACGGAAUUGAAAGAAAAUAUACACGUAGAGAAUUGCAUUUUAUUUCACUACGUUUCAGCCUAAUAUUGCUUUCUCAAUAGACGAGAUAAUAAUAUUCAUGAAUACAUGAUGCUGUUUCUACAUCUCAUGGCUUAUAUAUUCUUAAUAAUUUUUCUUUUUAAGAAAACUAAAUACCAAGAAAGCUUUAUAAUUUAUAAACAAUAAAUUUUUGUCGAGUUUCAAUUAAUAAAAAUUGUUUUAUAUUUAUUCAAAAAAGAACGUGUCUAUAUAUAUAUACGCUAUAUAUAUAUAUAUAUAUAUAUAUUCACACAAAUUUAAUUUUAUAUUAACACACUUUUUUGUUCUGCAGUAUUUCAUCAUUCAACCAGAAGACUGUUAAGUUUUAUUCGAUAAAAAUAUUAUUUUUAUCGCUAGCAAUGAAAAUAAUUCGACCUAUGGUGAAUAAUUUUCACGUAUAACACUUUGAAUAACACUUCGAUAUUUUCUUAUCAGUAUUUUUUUAUAAAGAUCAGAAUAGUGUGCUUUUGUUUUGCAGGAUUUCUUUUUUACUAAACAUGAAAGUUUAUGUCUGUUGUUAACAGAUCUCUAAUUUUGUAAUAUAUACAAACAUACAUUUUUUUAUGAUCUCUUGUGUUAUUAUAUUUUAUUGUAAUUGCGUUUAGAACGUGUACGCAGUUUGUAUUUCCAAUUAUUUAAAAAAGUAUUAUAUUAUGUAGAACAGUCCACGUUUCUUAAAGAUGUGAUUUUUUUAUUGAGAUUAAGAAAAAUAUCAGAUUAUCAUGUUACAUUUGCAAACCUAAGAGAAAAAUUUAAUCGAUGAAUAAAGGGGCAUUGUUAAAGUUAUACAUGCUAUAGCUAAAUGUUUUUAUGUGGCUAAUGGUAUGCUGAAUGCGAGUGAUUUAGCUAUAAUUCUAUUUGUUACAUCUUAGUGUUCGACUAUUAUGUCAAUACUUUGAUAACUUCUAUAUGUCUCGUGAUGAUGACAAUAAUUUAGGUAGUUAAUGUUACAAAAACUUCUAUGCCAUAAGUAUAAAACUGUAUACCAUGAUGGAUUGAAUUGUCAUCACCAUUGAGGUAGGAUUUAUACAGGGCAAUGACACGAGAUUAAUAAAAAGUGAAUAGAGAAGGAAAAAAACUAAUUAUUAUCCUCGUGCGAUAUUGCAUGGGUCAAUAUAUAAAUAUACAAAAUAACGUUUGCAAGAACGUACAUUUUACUGCCAGAAUAAACUUAUACUUUUUCUUGGCUCGAAUAUGACAAAUACUUACUUGUGUGUGAAUAAUAUAUUUAUAAUGAAAGUAAUGCAAUGCAGUGUAUACCACGUUGUUUUCAACACUGGAUGUUAUUAGUAUCAAUUUAUGUGUAGUUCACAUAAAUGUAAUCUAAAAAUAAUAUUCUCUAUAAUAAUGUUCUUUCGUGAGAUUUACUUUCUUUUAGAGAAAGACUACUAUAUAUACAUAUGUAUAUGUAUAUAUAGAUUAUAAAGAUGACGAAAUGGAAAAUUAAUUGAAACAUGAUCAAUAUAAAAUAAGAUAAUAUUUAUUAUUUCAUGAAAUACAAUUAAUUUAUGCCUUUUCAAUAUCAUUUAUAAAUCCAUGCUUUUAUAUACUAGGACACGAACAUUUUACUUCCAUUUAUUUCUUUUUUUAAAAUAGAAUUGACCAUAAUUAAAUUUAUAAAUUCAGGUCAAAUAUUUAGAAAUAUCUUUUCUUACAUCGAAAUCAAAAUGAGCAAGUUUAUUGCUGAAAAUUUUGAUAUUAGAUACUUCAUUUUGAAAGUGCUGUUUCUUGUCCUAGUUUGUGUAACAAUCAACAAUAUUCUUUUCUUCUUGCAUUUUCCAUCAAAACUUUUCAAAGUUUCUUUUUUUUAUAUCGCUGCUUAUAUAUGAAUCUUAUAAGUAUAUAGUUUAUUAUCAGAUUGCAAAAUAUAUCGAUAUACAUACAAACAUGAUAUUAUAUGAAUUAAUUUUUAUGCUGGUUAUGUUUUGUUUGAAUGCAUUUUAUCAUAUUAAUACAAAUUAUUAUCAGUCAUACAUAUUGGAAAUUAUGGCAACAAGAAGAGUGACUUUGCAUUUGAAAAUUUUUCAUGAAAAAUUUACAAAUAGUCCGGCUAUUUGUAUUUCCCAUUGGUUUUAUCAAUUGGGAAAUAUUUCAUAUAAAUAUCUGUCUGCGCUAUAUAAAUUAUCAUCAAACGUUGUGUUGAUGUUUCAUUUUAUAACAAUUAUUCAAGAUAACAUGUGUUAAUUUGUAUUUAAAGUUCUUUAGUUUACAACUUUUUUAUCUUAAAAUCUGUAAUAAAACAGAACUAUUAUUUAAUAGAAUCAUAUAAGUUAAUUUUUAUACACGAAAAUUUCUAUAAAAAGCGUAAUCAAAUGUAUAUUCAUGAUAUGGUGAAUACAUUGAAAGAUAAUGUCAUAAAAAAUACGAUAAAUGUCGAGAAACUUUGAUGCUUUCCACGUGUUUACACUUAUGUGUUUGGUCGUUAUGUACAGGACAGAAUGGAUUACAUAUGCUAUUUAAAUAAUAAAUAAUAAUACAGAAAAAUAGAAAAAUUAUAUACAUGAACAUAUAGUGAAAAAAAUUUCAUUAACGUUUAUAUUUCUUAUAAUUGUGAAAUAAUUAUUGACUUAGGAUUAUUCGAUUCUUUUUAAAAUUUAUAAUCAUAACGCUUUUAUUGUGUCAAGAUAAAAAUCAAUAUAUAUAUAUAUAUAUGUUGCUUUUUUUG